AUGGCUCCUCAGCCGAAUCCCAACUUGCCGCUGCAGGAGCGGUUGCUCGCCUUGGCCAAGACCUUGCAGUAUAUCCGACAACCUCAGCUCCAGCCGAACUUCCCCACAAUCCCUCCGACCAGCCACCUUGCUCGGAUUUGCGAAACACCCAAACACUCAGACCACGAGAAUAUUGGAAAGAUGAUCCCGCUGACUUGA
Molecule: messenger RNA, 198 nt
Organism: Clonostachys byssicola
Lineage: Eukaryota; Fungi; Ascomycota; Sordariomycetes; Hypocreales; Bionectriaceae
Source: the annotation of a GenBank genome assembly